AGUUUUUGGUGUGAAGUAUAGUAGAGUGGUGUGUUGCUUUUUUAUUCGUAUUGUGUUGGUUUGGUGGGAGAGAGUGAGAGAGAGAGGUGGGUACUGAAUUCCAAAACUCUUUUGUAUUCAGAGUUUGAACGCACAAAGAAAAUACAAAGAAGAAGAUCACAGUUCCAAUUCCAAUUCCUUUGGAUCUCUCGCAAACAUGAGCAGUGGGGAGCUUCUCAACAUCGAACCUCUGGAACUCAAGUUCCCUUUUGAGCUCAAGAAGCAGAUCUCCUCUUCUCUUCAAUUGUCUAAUAAGACCGAUAGCUAUGUAGCCUUCAAGGUGAAAACGACCAAUCCCAGGAAGUAUUGUGUUCGGCCCAACACUGGAAUUGUCAUGCCACGAUCUACAUGUGAUGUUAUGGUUACCAUGCAAGCGCAGAAAGAAGCUCCGGCUGAUAUGCAAUGCAGGGAUAAGUUUCUUCUUCAGAGUGUAAAAACUGUGGAUGGUACCAGUUCGAAGGAUAUCACUGCAGAGAUGUUCAACAAGGAGGCGGGGCAUGUGGUUGAGGAGUGCAAAUUGAGAGUGUUAUAUGUUUCUCCACCUCAACCACCGUCUCCAGUCCCAGAAGGUUCUGAGGAAGGAUCCUCACCAAGAGGUUCUGUUUCAGAGAAUGGAAAUGCCAAUGGUUCCGACUUCAUGCAGGCACCAAGAGGAUUUACUGAACGACCAGAGGCUCAAGACCAAUCUGCUGAGGCUAGAGCUCUUAUCUCAAGGCUGACUGAAGAAAAGAAUAACACAAUUCUACAAAAUAACAAGCUCCGCCAGGAACUGGAGCAACUGAAGCGGGAAAGCAACAAAAAUCGCGGUGGAGUCUCAUUUGUCGUUGUCGUAUUAAUUGGCUUAAUUGGCAUAAUUAUGGGGUAUCUCAUGAAGUAGACCUAAGCAUUUAUGAGAUUUGAUCUUUCAACAUAGUUUUCGAUCUUAGUUUAUUUGUUCCUGACUAUUCAAGCAAUUGUGAGGAAAGUUAAAAUAGAUCAAUUCAACAGAUGUUGGUUUUUAUUUUUAUUUUUCCCUGGCUCUUUUCUUUUUCUUUUUCUUUUUUCCUCUUCUUUUUUUGGGGUGGAUAAUAUUUUGGUAGAAAACAUUGGGGGAAAUUGUGGGUCUGUGGUUACUCAUUGUGAACUGACUCAUACUUUCGGUAACAUGCAUUCUUUUUGUAACUUAAAUAGGGGAAGCUCCUUGUUUCU
Molecule: messenger RNA, 1227 nt
Organism: Cajanus cajan (pigeon pea)
Lineage: Eukaryota; Viridiplantae; Streptophyta; Magnoliopsida; Fabales; Fabaceae
Product: vesicle-associated protein 1-2
Biological process (GO): endoplasmic reticulum membrane organization
Cellular component (GO): endoplasmic reticulum membrane; plasma membrane
Source: RefSeq, a predicted model, not a curated record